AUCUAAAAUGUAUUUUCAAAGGGAGACUAUUUGCAGAUGUUAAUAGCAUAAAUUAUCUAUUUUGGAAGAGAGACUGGGAAUGGUCAAGCGUUUUCGUUGUGAACUAUAUGGGAUCGCGGAGUAAUACCAAUGGGUGUAAAUCGAAAUGUCCUUAUGUGGAGAAGAGUAGGGGGUUGGGUUUGAUUGAUUAGUUGUAGGCGGAAACAACUUCUAACUACAACUUUGCACAGUUAUGGUAAAUUAUAUGCCAUGGACAAUUUCUUUCGUUUACACUAAUCUGUGCUAAUUCAUUUGACCGUGUUUCCUAAAGCUCACAGAGAACACGCAACAGCACUAUAUAGCUAGCUAGCUAGGCUUUACUUGUUGAUAAAGUCGCUAGCUAAAUGACAUUUAACUAGCUAGCUAUCUCUCGGUUAGUUGGAUUUCACGGCAAUUUGCACCAACAAAUUGAGGAAUGGACAGUUUUUGAAUAAUUUCUGUUCGAUCACAACAUCGCUCAUUUACGCAUAAACCCAGUGGGUCCAUCGACCGCGGCGGCGCGAGAGGUUUGAAGGCCUGGGGGACAGGUUCGGAAUGUUGGGGGGAAACGGGGCAGGAUUAGGUACAAGAGCAGGGGGCGCACGACCUGGAAAUGGGACUGGGUUGACAGCUCUGCAAGUUAAUAACCCAGGAACGAACAUGAGUGGUGCCGAAGGUGGAAGGUUUGACGACCGAAUCAGAGAAUACUCAGCCGAGGUGGUGUACAGCGGCUCUGAACCAGAGUCCGACUCCGGGGAUGAUGAUGAUACCAUGGGUUCAGCCGGGGACCGAAGAGGGGUGAAACGAGAGAGAGCUGAGAUGGAAGUCGCUGCAUCGACGACGUCUAUGGGGCAACCCCCGGGAGGUUAUGGUGGUGUCACGGGAGGUGCAACAGGGGCAAAGCCAGGCAAGAAAACCCGCGGACGAGUCAAGAUCAAAAUGGAAUUUAUAGACAACAAACUUCGGCGGUACACAACUUUUAGCAAGAGGAAGACUGGCAUUAUGAAGAAGGCCUACGAGCUCUCCACUCUAACGGGCACCCAGGUCCUCCUCCUGGUGGCCAGCGAGACGGGCCACGUCUACACGUUUGCCACGCGCAAGCUCCAGCCCAUGAUUACCAGUGAGACGGGCAAGGCGCUCAUCCAGACGUGCCUCAACUCGCCCGAUUCGCCGCCCCGCAACGACCCGUCCACCGACCAGCGCAUGAGCGCCACAGGCUUCGAGGAGACGGACCUCACCUACCAGGUGUCGGAGGGUGACAGCUGCGCGGAGCCCCCCAAGGACAUGAUGAAGCCGACGUUCACCAUGGCCAAUCUGGCUGCCGGUGUCAACACCCAACCCACGUCGACCUCCUCAUCCUCCACUUCCUCCUCCUCUGUGGCCAUGCACUUGCAGAACAGCAUCCCUGCCACCUGCUGGCAGGUCUCGGCGGGCAUCAAUACUCACAGUGCCACCAGCAGUGCCAACGGCACGGUGCUGAAGACCUCGGCCACGUCAACGAGCGUCAUGCUACCCGGAGGGUUCACCCUCAUGUCCGGUGGAGGGAUGGGCCAGCAGCUGCAGGCCAUUCAGGUUCACCCCAGCAGUCAGCAGAGCUCUGUGAGCCACAGUGACCUCUCCCACAUCACAAGCAGCUCCACGGUGAGCCUCCCCACCACCAUCGUCACGUCCUCGGUGCCCUCAUCGAUGGGUGGUCACAUGAUGUACCCCGGCGCCCACACUGUCAUGUACGCCACACCUACGACCUCGUUGGGCGACGGCAGUCUGACCGUGCUCAACACCUUCCCACAGACAGCCCAUACGCAGUCCCAUGACCCCGGUGCUGUAUCGCAGGUGUUCCUCACAGGACAUCCUGGGACAGUUCAGAUCCCUGUGUCGGCAGUGCAGCUCCACCCGAUGCUGAUUGGUCAGCAGUCAAGCAGCAGCAACCUCACAGAGCUUCAAGUGGUCAACCUGGAUGCCCAUCACUCAAAGGACGAUUGACCCGCCCACAUAUAGACUGCUUUACCAAGACACACAUUUGAAUGCACACACGCCAGGGGAUCACUGACGCCUUGCCAACAGACUGCCACCCCCUAUUUAUUACUGCCUUUUCACCGCAAUCAUUUUGUUUAAAAAAAAUAAACCUUGUAAUAUGCACACACUUACAAUGGUUUUACAGAGAAUUAAGGUGUGGUGCUGCCAUUUUA
Oncorhynchus kisutch (coho salmon) is the source of this 2207-nucleotide messenger RNA. RefSeq names its product serum response factor. The record is from RefSeq and is a predicted model, not a curated record. Bases 574 to 2001 code for a protein of 475 amino acids. Gene Ontology annotation, molecular function: protein dimerization activity; DNA-binding transcription factor activity, RNA polymerase II-specific; cis-regulatory region sequence-specific DNA binding. The transcript has 7 exons. NCBI's taxonomy places the organism in Eukaryota, Metazoa, Chordata, Actinopteri, Salmoniformes, Salmonidae. Gene Ontology annotation, biological process: positive regulation of transcription by RNA polymerase II.